GCGCUGCUGGCUGGCUGGCUGGCUGGCUGUCGGGGCGAUGGGGCGGCUGCUGGUGCUGGUCGUGGCGGCGGCGGUGGCGGCGGCCGGCCUGGGGCUGGCUGCUGCUCCUCCUCCUUCCGCGGCGGUGAGCGCGCAGUGCCUGGCCUCGCAGUGCUUCGCCUUGUUCUGGGAGGCGCGGAGCCUGGCGGAGGCGGGCGCGGCGUGCGCGGGGGGCGGCGGGCGGCUGAUGCGGGCGCGCUCGACGGUGGCGGCCGAGGCCAUCGAGCUGCUGCGCGGCGGGCGGCCGGGCGGCGUGUGGCUGGGCUUGCGGCUGCCCGAGGGCCGCUGCGUGGCGCCGGGCCGGGCGCUGCGCGGCUUCGAGUGGGUGGCGGGCGACGAGCGCACGGACUUCGAGGCGUGGGCCAGCGCGGGGCCGGCGGAGGGCGCCUGCGGGCCGCGCUGCGUGGUGGUGAGCGCCGCGCUGCGCUGGGAGGAGCGCGACUGCCAAGCGCCCGCCGACGGCUUCUUGUGCGAGUUCAGCUACCCGCGCGGGUCCUGCGCGCCGCUCGCCCCGCCGCCCGCCACGGACGUCCACUACACCACCCCCUUCGGGGCGCGCGACGCAGACCUCUCGGCCUUCCCGCCGGGCACCACCGCCCGCCUGCCCGGCCUCGACGGCGCCACCCUGGUUUGCCAGGAGCGCGCCAACGGCUCCUGGGGCUGGGCCGCCGACGCGCCGGGCGCCUGGCCUUGCCAGCUGGAGCGCGGCGGCUGCGAGGGGCGCUGCCAGGAGGACGAGCGCGGGCGGCCCUUCUGCACCUGCCCCGACGGCGGCGCCGCCCUGGGCCCCGACGGCCGCGCCUGCCUCUCGCCCUGCGCCCGCCUGCGCUGCCAGCACCACUGCGCGCCCCUCGCCGACGGCGCCGUCUGCCUGUGCCAGGAGGGCUACCAGCUGGACGCCGACGGCCGCAGCUGCGCGGACAUCGAGGACUGCCAGGCGCGGCCGGGCCCUUGCGAGCAGGAGUGCAUCAACACCGACGGCGGGUUCCACUGCCGCUGCUUCGCGGGCUACACCCUGGUGGAAAGCCGGUGCACCAAGAACGAGAACCUCUGCUUCUUCGCCUCCUGCCAGCAGGGCUGCGUGGUCACCAACGGGACCUUCCGCUGCACUUGUGAGGACGGCUUCACGCCGGACCCUGACGAUCCGCGCCGCUGCAUCCGUGUCUGCGACCGCCCGGAAUGCUCGGCUCAGUGUGACCCCCACACGGGAGACCACUGCUUUUGCCCUGACGGCUACAUCAUACAGGAACACGACAACGGCACCAAGGUGUGCACGGACAUCGACGAGUGCGAGGAGGGCUACUGUGACGGGGAAUGCCGGAACCUGUUUGGCGGUUACGAGUGCCUUUCCACAGGGCCACCCCUUGCUGGAACCUCGCUAGUGCCGGACGAGGGCUCCGGGGAGGUGGCGAUUUACUCCACCCCAACCCCACCGGUUCUCACGUCAGUGCCACCAAAGGGGGGCCGCAGCCCGGGGACCCUGGUGGCCAUCAUCGUGAGCACCGUGCUAUCCUUUGUGGUGUUGGCUGCCGUCGUGUACUGUUUCCUGACAAAGCUGGGCCCUUGCAGGACCAAAAAGGAUGAUAAAUGCUGGCAGCUGGAGAAUGAAGUGGGCCUGGAACCGGUCGGGCCGGGGAGCACCUCUUACAAACAGAAACUGUAGGGGACCUCUUCUUGUGGGUUGAGAUAAGUUACUUUCAAAACAGAGGGACACUGCUCACCGCUUCUGGCAGACUUACUGGUGUGGAUUUGAUUUUCUCAUGGUUGCCUGAGGAAACUCUGGGGAAGCAAGGCCUUUGCUUGACUUUCUGAGACAAUCUGGAUGCACUGAAUUCACCAGAGAUGGUGUUUGGCGCUAAUAACAAGGGAAGGCGCUCAGUACAUUCUGGGACACAUUGAGGAUGUGUGUGUUUACGACAUCUGGUGACCUGGAAGAAACUGCACAUCUUUGGGCUAAACCCAGAGACUUUUUUUUAAAAGAUAUUUUUCACUUGCCAAAAACAACACAAUGUUUGCAUUCUGAUAUUCUGUUCUUGGGGUUUCUUUGAUGUGCUGUUGCUUUUUCCUGGUGCAGUCCCUGUGUUAACCCUGCUAUGUUCUUGGUUGGGGAUUUUUAGGGCGCAUCUGUUACAGUAAACAGUAUAAUCUCUUGUUUUAGCACCGUGGGAAAGGGGGAGAUGAUGUUCAAAGGGUUCCCCCCCCCCCCCAAUGGCCUUGAAGAACUUUGCACUGGGCCUCUACGGUACCAAAGUAAUUCUGUGUUCUUGGAGAUACAGACGGCUGACUUGUUUUACUGCACAGUUAAUGCUUUCUUCCUUUGUGUCAUUCCUAUGGAUCUUCUCUUCACUGUCCCAUGUUCUUGUUGUGCCACGGAUCUCGCUUGACAACCACAUUCUGGGUGUCCUUUGUCAUCUUGGCACUUUGAAUGAACUGAGUUAAAUUCCCGAGUGCUAAUUUGCUGCUGGUUGCUUAGCAGUGCUAUUUUAGAAGAAGAAGAGUUGGAUUCAUAUCCCCCCUUUCUCUCCUGUAAGGAGACUCAAAGGGUCUGACAAACUCAUUUCCCUCCCUCCCCCCAGCAACAAACACCCUGUGAGGUAG
Sphaerodactylus townsendi is the source of this 2637-nucleotide messenger RNA. RefSeq names its product thrombomodulin (gene THBD). Gene Ontology annotation, biological process: cell migration. The record is from RefSeq and is a predicted model, not a curated record. Gene Ontology annotation, molecular function: calcium ion binding; extracellular matrix protein binding; extracellular matrix binding. Gene Ontology annotation, cellular component: external side of plasma membrane; membrane; extracellular matrix. The transcript has a single exon. The coding region runs from base 38 to 1702 and encodes 554 amino acids. Lineage: Eukaryota; Metazoa; Chordata; Lepidosauria; Squamata; Sphaerodactylidae.